This is a messenger RNA of Ectocarpus siliculosus, 569 nucleotides long. Lineage: Eukaryota; Phaeophyceae; Ectocarpales; Ectocarpaceae. The record is from the annotation of a GenBank genome assembly.
ACCAUUGACCUCGCAUCCCUACAAAGCCGGGACGGAGCACGCCGGGUUCUCACCGGAGCAGGCUCUCACAUCACCAAGCGCCAUACGCCAUGAUGUAUUCGGUCGACUGCACAGAGAUCGUGCACCCUCCUGUACGAGAAAACGCCGCCACGGGUAACGCGUACGACGACGAAGGCGAGUAUCGGGAGGCCGGAGAGGACACGGGGGAGGGACACGCCCCCCCGCUGCUUUUCUUCGAGUACGCCGCCCCGGCCUUCGCGCACCUGCGUGGAGUGUACGGAAUGCCGUCGUCGGAGUACCGGAGAUCAUUCCGAGAAGAUUCCAGGAUGAUCGCCCUUGCUUCCAACUCCAAGAGCGCGCAGAGCUUCAUGUUCAGCGAGGACGGCAAGUACAUGCUCAAGACCGCGUCGGAAUCGGAGCUGGACUCGAUGCUGCGGCUGCUGCCGCACUACGCGGAGCACGUGGCGAGGCGGCGGGGUUCUCUCAUCACCCGCUUCUUCGGCGUUUACCGCGUCACGAACCCCAGGACGAAACGGUGGGUAAACCGCCGCGGUUAUACCGUACCGUAA